CUGUCCAUGAGACUGAGAUAACUUUUACUAGUAAUAGUACUUUCUCUUCUACAGACAGAAUGCCUAACAAGCUGAAGAAACUGCUGGUUCUUCUGGUCAUCAUCCUGCACGAAACUGGAUCAACCACACCCUGCAGCCAGAGCUGUUACCCAUCCUGUGUGUGCAGCAGAAAUUUAGGCCUCACCUCUGUUCCUGAGGAUCUGUCAAAAAGUCUCACUUACCUUGACUUAAGUGGGAAUGACAUUGCAACCAUUAGUCGAAAAACUUUAUUAAGAUACAGAAGAUUGGAAAAAUUGGUUCUGUCCUCAAACCAAAUAAUUGACAUUCAGUCUGGUUCAUUUCCAGUUCUACCACAGCUACUAGAGUUGUCCCUGAACUCUAACAAAAUAACUAACAUCCAACGUGGCGCAUUCUCAAACAUACCUCGGCUUCAAAAGUUGUUCCUGUCCUCUAACCGAAUAACUAACAUCCAGCAUGGUGUAUUUACAAGCCUAGCGCAGCUUCAAGAGUUGUCCCUGUCCUCUAACCAAAUAACUAACAUCCAGCGUGGUGCAUUCAAAAACCUACCACAGCUUCAAAAGUUGUUCCUGUCCUCUAACCGAAUAACUAACAUCCAACGUGGCACAUUCUUAAACCUACCACAGCUUCAAAAGUUGUUCCUGUCCUCUAACCGAAUAACUUUCAUCCAGCAUGGUGCAUUUAGAAACCUAGCGCAGCUUCAAGAGUUGUCCCUGUCCCAGAACCAAAUCCAGCAUGUCGAAAUCUCAAACCUACCACAGCUUCAAAACUUGAAUCUGGCCCGUAACCAAAUAACAAACAUCCGGCAUGGUGUAUUUAGAAACCUACCACAGCUUCAAAACUUGAAUCUGAAAAAUAACCAAAUAAGUAACAUCCAGCUUAGUGCAUUCUCAAAUCUACUACAGCUGCAGUCAUUGUACCUGAAUGGCAACAGAAUAAAAACCAUUCAGUCUGAUGCACUUUCAAACCUACCCCAGUUACAAACGUUGCAAUUGCACUCCAACCAGAUGGAGACACUUUCCUCAACAGCCUAUUCCAUGCUGUCAUCAAUCUCUUCCGUAACAAUGCAGUGGAACCCCUGGCAGUGUGACUGUAGGAUGCUUCCGUUUCGCCUUCAGAUGAAUGGGUCUCAUUCAUUUGAAAAUCACAUGACAUGUUCCAAACCUGAUAACUUGCAAGGGCAGAAGCUGAAAGAUAUCAAUCCUGAAGAUUUCUGCAAAGAGCCAACCAUUCGCAGCUUUCACAGGGUUGACAAUGACACAUUGGUGCAGGGCGAGACUCUCCAUUUGGUUUGUGAAGCGUCAGGUAUGCCUAAACCAGACGUCACAGUCACCUUCCCAUCUGGACUGAAUACAACUGUUGAGUCAGGAGGGAGGGUGACUGUGGAGGUGAAGAAUACCACAGCUACAGUCACCAUAACAGGUGUUACUGCAGCAGAUGCUGGUCAGUACACCUGUAUUGCAACAAACCCAGCUGGCUCUGCAUCUGCCACACUCUCUGUCAAUGUCCACCUGAAAGUUCCUACAACUACUGCAAAAUUGAAUGCUCCACCACUCACUGAUACUUUAACCCAUCCCAUGGUCACGAGCAACAGUAAUCUUGCAUCUUCUGCUACUUUCUCCCCACCUGUACCUGUUGGCUCUACACCUUCAGAACACCUCUUAUCUUCUCCCAGUUCCUCCCUACCUGGCUCUACACCAGGUCCUUCACAACACCUUGUGUCUUCUAAGACUUCCUCCCUUUCCAUAAAUACUAGCUCUACGCCUUCAGAUCAGACAGAAUCGGAUCCCACUUUCUCUGAUUGA
Messenger RNA from Branchiostoma belcheri (Belcher's lancelet), 1823 nucleotides. RefSeq names its product leucine-rich repeat-containing protein 15-like. Gene Ontology annotation, molecular function: protein binding. NCBI's taxonomy places the organism in Eukaryota, Metazoa, Chordata, Leptocardii, Amphioxiformes, Branchiostomatidae. Bases 60 to 1823 code for a protein of 587 amino acids. Gene Ontology annotation, cellular component: extracellular matrix. The record is from RefSeq and is a predicted model, not a curated record. The transcript is spliced from 2 exons.